Molecule: messenger RNA, 1707 nt
Organism: Oldenlandia corymbosa var. corymbosa
Lineage: Eukaryota; Viridiplantae; Streptophyta; Magnoliopsida; Gentianales; Rubiaceae
Source: the annotation of a GenBank genome assembly
AUGGGUAAAUUUUUCACUGCAAACGUUAUGCCACAGAUUGCCGGAUUUGUGGCAAAUUACAAAUUGUAUCGCGACAGAUUGCCAGAUUUGUGGCAAAUAACAAAUUGUAUCGCCAUCAUGGAUCAAGUGCGUGAUUACUUUUUAGUGAAAUUCAGAAGCAAGGAGGACAUGUACCGGGUGUUAAAUGAAGGCCCUUGGGUGAUUCUAAAUACGUACUUACAUGUGCAGCCAUGGGACAGUUCAUUUGAUGCCGGCACCACAAUGGUCAAAUCAACGAUUGUGUGGGCAAAGCUACCCGGCCUACAGGAUAAGCCGUUGGUUUCACAGUUGGAAUUUCGUGACAUGGUACAGAAAGUGGAGUAUGAAAACGUGCCACCCCUCUGUGCUGCGUGUAAUCGGGUGGGUCAUCAAGCCGGAACAUGCCUAUGCCCCGUCAAAAACGCCGGAUCUGGUGAACCCACAAGGAGGAGAGUUCCUAGGGUCUCAUCACUAAUGGAAGAUACGGUCAAUCGUUUUGAGAAAUUUAGACUCACUGAAGAAGAGAAGGGUUUUGUAAUUGGUAAAGGGGAUGUGGCAAGGAGAAGGGAGGAAUGUGAACGAAAUCUAAAGGAAAGGGACCGAGUGUUAUCAGGGGGACCAUGGUUCUUUAAGGAGCAAUUGAUGGUGAUACAUCCAUGGGCUAAGAAAUUAGAAGAGGAUAAAGCAAAGUUCGACCGGGCAAACAUGUGGGUUCAAGUUCAGGGUCUCCCAAGUCACUGGGUCUCAAAGGAGGUUGGCUGGAAGCUAGGUAAGCUCUUCCCCAAUUGUUCUAAUGUCUUAAUUCCAGAAAGUGGCAGUAAGUGUGGUAGAAUUAUUAAAAUUUAUGUAGAAGUGGAACUGAAUAAGCAGCUUGUGAGGGGUACUAAGUUAACACUUGAGGGUGAAACUCGGUGGUUGCAAUUUAGCUAUGACAAUCUACCUCUUUAUUGUUAUUAUUGUGGUCAUGUUGGGCAUAUUGAAAAGCAGUGUGAGACAAAGAAGGAGGAUGCAAAAAGAGGUACAAUUGAUGAGGAACAAUUUGGGGAUUGGUUAUCUGCGCGAAAACUAAAAAUGGAGAUUAAGAAUGUCGAAGAUAGAGGAAUGAGGGAUAGGUAUUAUGGAAAGUUUGUGCCAGUGGGGAAGGAAAGUCUGGAUCAAAAUCAACAGGAGGAUCAAUGGAAAGGAGGAAGAGUUGGUGAUAGUAGUUCAUGGGUGGAGUCGGGAGGGCAGAAAGUAAUUAAAGAUGCUAGUGGAGACAGUUUGAGUGACAACCCUGUCGACAGGGAGGCGAAUGUAAAGGGUCAUGCACAAAUGGCACCUCAGUGGCAGGAAAGGUUUUUGGGAGUGAGAGAAAUCAAUUCCGAAGCAGAUGCUAAAGUGGUAGUGGACGAAAUUACAGAUCAUCUAUGGCAGGGCAGUAAUAAGGAAAAAGAGGGGUGUUUAUUGGUAGAUAAUCAUAAGGAACUGGACGGGGGAAAACGGUGGAGGAGGAGAGGCAUAGGUGGGAAAGGGGAGAGUCAACCUAUGGAGGAAGGAAACAUCAUGCCAGGAAACAAUGAAAGUAGGAAAAGGGGUGGUGUUAGCACAGAUGUGGAGUUGCAGGAGUCUGUGAUCAAGAAAGGGAAGGGAGAACUGGUUCGUUCAGAAUCCAGUGGGAAAACGAGGAGGACUGCUGGUAUGUUGGCGUGA